CAUUUGUAUUUGAAAAAAGGGUUUAGAUAAUAGACAAUGUAGAAAUUACUGUUAAAAUUUUUAGGGAGGAAGCCAUGUGAUGGAUAUUGGCUUUUAUUUUUAAAUUUACUGGUCGAAUUUGAACAAGUAAAAUUUGGAAUUGCAGAGUCAGAGGGGUUCUCUAAUAACCAAUAAAGAAAAUGCACUUUGUAGGUAUGUCCAUGCAGAUUUCCUCCGGGUAGUCCAGUUUUUGCCACCUCUGAAAACUUGCUAACUCUAAUCCGGAGGUGCACUGAACAGGACCUACCCCCCAUAUGACCAUGAUCCCAAAAAGCAAGACUCAAGGUACUGGAAUUCAGACAGAAACUGAGAGAAUGCAUGCUCUUAGGACUAAAGUAGAGGGAUCUUUAGAUGAUUUGAUGAAGACCCGGCAACAUCUUGAGAAAUUAGUGCCAUUAGAGGGCAACAGUGAGCUGAGCAGUUUCUUGUUAUUGGGUCCUGCUGACCUGCGCACUGAGCUCCAGAGACACAAAGAGCUGACAUCUAAAAUCCAGCGUGGUAUAAAAAGUCAAAUGCACAACGGCUUCCAGCAAGGCACCACGCAGACCGGCAGCUCUUAUGAGUUCCUGAAGAAAAUCUUAAGCGACUGAGAAGUCCAAGCUAAACAACAGCUGACGGUCACAUAAACCAUUCCCCUAUUUCUGCACGCGGCGGAUCACGUGACUGUCGCCUUAUCACCCCGACGGGCAGCGUGAAGGACGAACGCACGACAUGGCCCAUUAGCAAAACUAGUGUUUUCUUAUACGUGUUGCUUUCUUAUUGCUUGUGGUUUUAGAGCACCUGUCCUCGCGGUCUUCAGCUCUCCGGCUAAAUAUACACCCCCGUCCUGAUCUGUCCUUCUGGGAUCACCCAUUUGUCCGGUGAUUCAUGACAAUAGAGCUUUAGCUGUGCUUAUCAGUCACGCUUUUCAGAUCAUGUGCAUCAAAUGCGAAUAAAAAAGAGAAUCUAGA
This is a messenger RNA of Trichomycterus rosablanca, 989 nucleotides long. RefSeq names its product integrin subunit beta 3 binding protein (gene itgb3bp). Bases 294 to 629 code for a protein of 111 amino acids. The record is from RefSeq and is a predicted model, not a curated record. The transcript has 9 exons. Gene Ontology annotation, cellular component: nucleoplasm. NCBI's taxonomy places the organism in Eukaryota, Metazoa, Chordata, Actinopteri, Siluriformes, Trichomycteridae. Gene Ontology annotation, biological process: regulation of DNA-templated transcription; CENP-A containing chromatin assembly.